UACUCCUUUAAAGCUGCAUCACCGAGGCGAAACGGCGACCUCAGUCGAUUACCUUUCUUUCCUUUGCUAUCCCAUGGAUAUUCACUGCAAAGCAGACCCCUUCUCAGCGAUGCACCGGCACGGCGGUGUGAACCAGCUCGGUGGGGUGUUUGUGAACGGCAGACCCCUCCCGGACGUGGUGAGGCAGCGGAUCGUGGAGCUGGCCCACCAGGGCGUCCGGCCCUGCGACAUCUCCAGACAGCUACGGGUCAGUCACGGCUGUGUCAGCAAAAUCCUCGGCAGGUACUAUGAAACCGGCAGUAUUAAACCUGGAGUCAUUGGUGGCUCCAAACCAAAGGUUGCAACUCCGAAAGUGGUGGAAAAAAUUGCAGAGUACAAGCGUCAGAAUCCCACUAUGUUCGCUUGGGAAAUAAGGGACCGACUACUAGCUGAGGGCGUCUGUGAUAACGACACAGUUCCCAGCGUUUCAUCCAUCAACAGGAUUAUCCGCACCAAGGUCCAGCAGCAAUUCCACCCAUCCCCCGAUGGAUCUGUUACACCUCUCUCCACGCCCGGCCAUACCAUAGUGCCCAGCACAGCUUCCCCGCCUGUGACCAGUGCCUCCAAUGAUCCCGUAGGAUCCUACUCCAUCAACGGCAUUCUGGGUAUCCCUCGCUCCAACGGUGAGAAGAGGAAACGAGAUGAUGUUCUCUGGAGUGGCAACCACUUGGAUGGAAGGAAAAUAGGACAUUAUGGCUCUGAUGGCUCAGGACCAGGCAGCGACUCUCAGGGCAGUGUGGAAAGUUUAAGGAAGCACCUUCGCGCAGACGCUUUCACCCAGCAACAGCUUGAGGCCCUGGAUCGCGUGUUUGAAAGGCCAUCUUAUCCGGAUGUCUUCCCCACUUCAGAACACAUUAAACCUGAACAGGUUUGGCACAGAUUCAUCUCUACACUGAAAUUUGCGAAUGAGUACUCCCUCCCAUCUCUAAAUGCCGGCCUGGAGGAUGUGAAGCCGAGCCUCUCCACUAGUGCCAGCUCCGACCUCGCCUCCAGUGUCUCCCAGAGCUACUCUGUUGUGACAGGUCGAGACAUGCCCAGCACCACCUUACCUGGCUACCCGCCUCAUGUUCCCCCCACCGGACAAGGCAGCUACCCCACCUCCACACUUGCUGGAAUGGUUCCUGGAGGGGACUUUUCUGGAAACCCUUACUCUCAUCCACAAUAUACAACUUACAAUGAAGCUUGGCGGUUCAGUAAUCCAGCAUUACUAAGUUCCCCUUAUUAUUAUAGUGCCGCAUCCCGUGGCUCCGCACCUCCCACUGCUGCCACUGCCUAUGACCGCCACUAGUUACCCUGGAGACCAGCUCAAACUGCAGGGCCAGAGCUUCGGCCUCCAUAUUGUCCCUGUCUGAGAAACAGUGAGGUGAAAGGGAAGCAAGGUGGAAUCCCCCGUCAUCUUACGUGAUGUGGAGGAAGGAUGGACAAGGUCGGCCCAGCGUGUUCAAACUUUGGGUCAGAGGUGCCCAUGGGCGUUUGGAGCUCACCUGUCAUGCCCUUAUGCUCUUACAGGCCUGAACAUUUCCAGAAUGACUU
Melanotaenia boesemani (Boeseman's rainbowfish) is the source of this 1572-nucleotide messenger RNA. RefSeq names its product paired box 2a (gene pax2a). The coding region runs from base 74 to 1327 and encodes 417 amino acids. NCBI's taxonomy places the organism in Eukaryota, Metazoa, Chordata, Actinopteri, Atheriniformes, Melanotaeniidae. Gene Ontology annotation, molecular function: DNA-binding transcription factor activity, RNA polymerase II-specific; RNA polymerase II cis-regulatory region sequence-specific DNA binding. The record is from RefSeq and is a predicted model, not a curated record. Gene Ontology annotation, biological process: anatomical structure development; regulation of transcription by RNA polymerase II. The transcript has 11 exons.